This is a messenger RNA of Gallus gallus (chicken), 2704 nucleotides long. It is a transcript of the gene DQX1, whose product is annotated as DEAQ-box RNA dependent ATPase 1. The transcript is spliced from 12 exons. The record is from RefSeq and is a predicted model, not a curated record. The coding region runs from base 59 to 2311 and encodes 750 amino acids. NCBI's taxonomy places the organism in Eukaryota, Metazoa, Chordata, Aves, Galliformes, Phasianidae. Gene Ontology annotation, molecular function: helicase activity; RNA binding. Gene Ontology annotation, cellular component: intracellular anatomical structure; spliceosomal complex.
ACCUGACGGCCGCUCCGGGCAGAGCCGAGGUGGCGGCGGCGCGCGCAGUGGAAGCGCCAUGGCCACCGGCGGGGCCUCGAGCUCCCCGCCCCGGCAGAACGGCACCGGUUUGGUGCUGGAGGACGAGGAGGAGGAUGAGGACCCAGCCCUGGGCUGUGACGGGGACCUGGAGGUGAAUCCGUACGAUGGCCUGCCCUUCUCCUCGCGCUACUAUGAGCUGCUGCGGCAGCGCCGGGAGCUGCCUGUCUGGACCACCAAGUACAGCUUCAUGGAGCACCUGGAGAGCAGCAGCGGCAUCGUGUUGGUGUCCGGGCCCCCCGGCACAGGCAAGAGCACGCAGGUCCCACAGUGGUGCGCCGAGUACGCCCUGUCCCUGCAGUUUGCACAUGGCCUGGUGGCCUGCACCCAGCCCCACAGCCUGGCCGCCCUCAGCCUGUCUCUGCGUGUGGCCGAUGAGAUGGACCUGAACCUGGGCCACGAGGUUGGCUACUGCGUCCCCCACGAGGACUGCUGCACCACGGAGACCAUCCUGAGGUACUGCUCGGACGAGAUGCUGCUGCGGGAGAUGACGUCGGACCCCCUGCUGCGGCAGUACGGGGUGGUGGUGCUGGACGAGGCGCAGGAGCGCACGGUGCCCACGGAUGUGCUGCUGGGGCUGCUGAAGGACGUCCUGCACCAGCGCCCGGAGCUGAAGGUGGUGGUGGUGACCUCACCGGCCAUGGAGGAGCGGCUGCGCGCCUUCUGCGGGGAUCCCCCCGUGGUUCGGGUGCCCGGACCAGGGCUGCCCCCACAGCUGCUCUACAGGGACAUCCCAGCCCACGGCCGCGUCGCAGCAGCCUGCCAGGCUGUGCUGGACAUCCACCGGCGGCAGGAGCCCGGCCAUGUCCUCCUCUUCCUGGCCAGUGAGCAGGAGAUCACUGAGUGCUGCAGGGCCAUCCAGACCGAAGCUCUGGCGCUGAACCCGGGGCUGGGCCCGCUGCUGGUGCUGCCCCUGCACCCCGGUGUGGGCCGUGCAGCACAGAAGGUGUACGAGGCACCAGAGGAAGGCAGCCGGGAGCGGCGGGUGGUCGUCACCCACUGGCUUGGGGACUCGUCCUUCUCUCUGGGAUCUGUGGGCUUCGUCAUCGACACGGGGCUGGAGCUGCGCAGUGUCUACAACCCCCGGAUCCGUGCAGAGUCCCAGGUGCUGCGGCCCAUCAGCAGGAGCCAGGCGGAGUCACGCAUGCAGCGAGCUGCUGGUAGCCCCCAAGGCACCUGCCUGCGCCUGUACUCGGAGGCCUUCUAUGAGCAGCGCCUGCCUCCCAGCCCCGCGCCCCACGUCAGCGAGACCAGCCUCAGCCGCCUCGUGCUGCUGCUGAAGCGCCUGGACAUCGCCGACAUGGGCCAGUGCGACUUCCUCGACAGGCCAGCCCCCGAGUCGCUGAUGCAGGCGCUGGAGGACCUGGACUACCUGGCUGCCCUGGAUGACGACGGGAACCUCUCGGAGGUGGGGAUCAUCAUGUCGGAGUUCCCCCUGGACCCCCAGCUGGCCAAAGCGCUCAUCGCCUCCUGUGAGUUCGACUGUGUGGAGGAGAUGGUCAGCCUGGCUGCCAUGCUCACAGCUCCCCCCUGCUUUGUGACUCCUUCCACACGCCUUGAGGAGGCUGUGACCGCACGCCGGCGGGCUCUGCUCCACCCAGAUGGAGACCACUUCACCCUCAUCAACAUCUUCAAUGCCUUCCAGCAGCGUGACCCUCUCUCCCCGCAGACAACAUGGAUGAGAGCUUGGUGCCGCAAGCACGCGCUGAGCAGCGAGGCGCUGCGCCUGGCAGGCAUCGUGCGGGCAGAGCUGCUGGAGGUGAUGCAGCGCAUUGAGCUCCCCGUCUCACCGCCUGCCUUCGGCACCGACACCAACGUGCUCAACAUCCAGAGAGCGCUCAUCUCAGGCUACUUCCUCAAGGUAGCCCGGGACAUCGACGGCUCCGGCAACUACGUGAUGCUGACGCACAAGCACGUGGCCCACCUGCCCUCCGCCUGCUGCUACUUGCUGCGACAGCCCCCCCAGCGCCUGCCCCCCUGGGUCCUCUACCACGAGUUCACCAUCUCGCAGGACAACUGCCUCCGUGUGGUGUCGGAGAUCCAGCCCCAAAUGCUGGUGGAGCUGGCACCCCAGUACUACCUGAGCAACCUGCCGCCCAGUGAGAGCCGCGAUCUGCUCAUGGAGCUGCGGGAGAAGGUGGUGGCAGCAGAGGACGUCCCUGAGGUGGCCGAGCCGCUGGAGGAGGCAGCCGGCGGGGAGGAUGAGAACCGGGACGUCUGCGUGCUGCAGUGAGCGGGAGCCACCGGAGCCCCCCCACCACGGGGCUGCCCGGGUUUGGCCGGGACGGUGGAGUGCCCCCGCGGACCCCGUGCUGCUGUGAGGGCUGUCCCCUGCCCAGGGGUUGCCCUGCCAGCUGCUGCAGGACCAGCCCCUGGUGCUUUCCCUGGGGACGAAGCCAUGCGCUUCUCCCUGAGAGGGGGGUGAGGUGCUGGAAUAGGCUGCCCAGAGCGGUUGUGGAUGUCCCCAUCCCAGGGGAGGGGGGUUCAAGGCCAGGCUGGAUGGGGCUGUGGGCCGCAGGGCUGAGGUCGCAGGCCCUGCCUGUCUCGGUCCCCAGGCAUGGGGCAGCUCCUCAGGAGCGAUGGGGCCGCUUGUGAAUUUUUCCUGUAUAAAGUUUUGUGACCUUUA